Onychostruthus taczanowskii (white-rumped snowfinch) is the source of this 1991-nucleotide messenger RNA. It is a transcript of the gene CFAP206, whose product is annotated as cilia and flagella associated protein 206. The coding region runs from base 126 to 1991 and encodes 621 amino acids. Gene Ontology annotation, biological process: regulation of flagellated sperm motility; sperm axoneme assembly; regulation of cilium beat frequency. Gene Ontology annotation, cellular component: ciliary basal body; axoneme. The transcript is spliced from 12 exons. The record is from RefSeq and is a predicted model, not a curated record. Lineage: Eukaryota; Metazoa; Chordata; Aves; Passeriformes; Passeridae.
GCGGGGACGGCGGCACCGGGGAGCUUCGGCUUCGGGACAGGCUGUUCAGCAAGCGGCGGGCACGGGCCGGAGGGACCCUCGCUGAAGUGAAUGCAAGCCGGUUAAGGCCUGUGUGCUUGGCCAGCAUGUCCGGCGAGCUGACCCAAAGUGUCAUCAAGAGAAUAGUCCGCCAGGUGGGCCUGGAGUGCGCUGCCCAGGGACAAAGCCUCUCGGAAACCUUGGUGGUCUUCAUGGUGAAAGCUGUUGUUUUAGAUCCAAGAAAUGAUUUUAAUAUGGAUCGAAUCCUCACAGAAAACGAUAUGCAGGAUCUUAUCCAGCUCUGUGUUACCAGACUGCUUGACACAACAAACCCAUCCCUAAGCACAAUUAAGAUGCAAGUUUACUUUGAUAUGAACUAUGCAAACCGAGAUGAAUUACUGAGUGAACAGGAGCGUGUUCUGGAAGGAAAACUGGCUCCUGUAGUUAGGGCCAUCACAGAGAGUGGUCCACGUGCACAAGAAGAAGUGGAGAAUGUGUAUCAAAAUAUCGUUACCUAUGUGCUGCUGAGAUCUGGCCUGGGAUCCCCAACAGAUAUUGAGGCUGUCAGGGAGGUAACAGCUGCCUUGCAGAGUGUAUUCCCCCAGACAGAGAUGAUUACUUUCAUCUCACUCAGUAAGAAGGACAAAGAACAACAGCUGAAAGAUCUUGCCAUGCUAGUGACAGGAAUUCGUUUGUACAACAAGCAGUGCCAGAAAGGAGGAAGCUGCAUUGAUGACUUGCCAGGCAUCCUGAGCGAAGCCAUUCCCUUGGCCACACAGACUCUCGAUGAACGCCUGAACUCCUGCCAGCUGCUGGCCCACCGCUACACGGCCCUGCUGGAAUCCAUGCAGGAAGACCCCCAAAGGUUCUCCCAGCUUAGGUUUUUUAAAUUGAAAGAAGCACUAUUCAAUGUGAGACAGUACGAAGCCUUCCUUUGCAUCCUCCAGUCUAAUGCAAUUACAAGUGCUCAAGAAGUUGAAUCACUGGAUGUUCAGUUUGAAGCAGCAAUGAUGGUAUUGAAAAACACAGUGCAGAAUAAGACUUCCAUAGAGUCCAGAGAAGUUUUUCCUCUGUUUGUGGAACUUUCUAAGCUUUGGACCGGCUUUCAGGAUGAAAUGCUACUGCUAACCUUCCUCACAAAUAUGGCUGACAAUCUACAACAAUUCUUGGAAAUCCAAUCACAGCUUUUUCCAGAGGAAAUGCUAACAUCUCUUCUGGAAGGAGUUACCGUGAAAAGUGAUGUGGAAAGGAUAAAAGAAACCAUGGGAACCAGAGUGAAUGUUUCUGAUUUCAUGAACCAAGAAUGGCUUUUUCCAGAGACUACUGAUAAUUUUGAUCAGUUGCUGAUCCAGUACCAUGGUUUCUGUGCACAUUCAAUUGGUGUGAAAGGUAUCACCCUACCAGGAAAUCCUGCUAUUGGAAUUUUGAAGCACAAGGAGAAAUAUUAUGUUUUCAGUUCAAAAGAAGCUGCAUACAUCUUUGCUGAAGAUCCAGAUAAGUUCAUUCAAUUGAAUACAGAAAAAGCAAAAAAAUAUGCAGAGCUAAUUCAACUGCUUGAGCUCCGUCAUCAGUUUGAAUACCUUGUUCCACACGCACAGGCCAGAAAGGCAAGCAAAAGUUUGAUGAAACCACCCCCAAAAUGUGAGACUGGUACUCAAACUGAUACUCAUAUCUUGCCUCCAACUAUUGUGAGAUCCUAUGAAUGGAAUGAAUGGGAACUGAGAAGAAAAGCUAUAAAAUUGGCCAACUUGCGCCGCUUGUUAACUCAUUCCAUGCAGACUGAUCUCAGCCACAUGAGAAGAGAGAACUUCACCCAAGUGUACUUGCCAAAAGAUGCUGGCACCCAGACUAAGCGUGACAACUCAAGCAAUGUACCCAAACCCCAGAUUUUCUUGAAAGGUCUCCGAGGAGGAUCAUCUCCCACUACUCAUAUGGUCACAGUAGACUUAACAAGACCACUGGAUGAAACUUAA